Messenger RNA from Lachancea nothofagi CBS 11611, 4068 nucleotides. NCBI's taxonomy places the organism in Eukaryota, Fungi, Ascomycota, Saccharomycetes, Saccharomycetales, Saccharomycetaceae. The record is from the annotation of a GenBank genome assembly.
AUGUUCAAUCAAUACCAGGCCCAAGGCAAUGGCUUGAACCAACAGCCCACUGGUAUAUACCCUGGAAAUGGUCAACAGCAGCCUCAACUAAAUCAGCGGCCCACCACUGAAUUUGGCAAUUAUCAACAGAAUGUACCCAAUACGUUUGAUAUUCAACAGCAGCAGCAACAGCAAAGACCUUCUUUCCCCAAUCCUGGACCUUCAUUUGCCAGUUCAAACGGCUUCGGAAGUGUUCAAAACGGGUUUCAAGGAAAUCAAUCGCAAGACCAGAUGAUGGGUUCACAUAACCUGCAGCCUCAACAAACUGGGUUCUUUUCUCAACAGAACUCUCUGCAGCCGCAACAAACUCCACAAACUUCGUUUUUCAAUCAGAGUCAAAAUCCUCCUGCGGCACCUUUGCCCCAGCAGCAACAACCAACUGAAAUGUAUCAACAAAGAUUCGCAAAUCAACAAGCAACUCCGCAAAACUAUCAGCAGACUGGUUUCCCCAAUCAAGCUCCUCAGCCUCAAUCAAGUGGCCUUUUCGCCCAGCAACCGACCCUAUCGAUGCAUCCUCAGGGAUCUGAAUUCUACAGUCAGCAGCAAACUGUCCCGGCUUCUCAACCUCUUCAAACCCAGCAAACCAGUCUUUACCCCCAACCAACGCAGUCUCUUCAACCACAACAAACUGGAUAUUACGCUCAGCAACCAUCAAAACCUCUUCAACCACAGCAAACUGGAUUUUACACCCAAAGUAUUCAAGAGCCUAUUCAACCUUUGAGGCCCACAGCAACGGGCUUUGUCAACUCUUUUGCGAAUAAGGGAGUCAAUGACGACAUCAAGAUUCCAGCCAUGAGACUCUCGUUCAUGACCGCUAACGAUCAAGCAAAGUUCGAGACCUUGUUCAGGUCUUCAGUAGAAAAAGGCUCAAAUACAAUUUCAGGUCAAGCGUGCAGAAGCAUUUUGAUGCGAUCUGGAGUUUCACCUUCUCAGUUGGCCAAGAUCUGGACAUUGUGCGAUACCAGUAAGGCUGGUGAGCUCUUAUUUCCUGAAUUUGCACUUGCUAUGCACCUUGUCAAUGAGGUAAUUCGAGGCGAUAGUGUGCCUUAUGAGUUGAGUACAAAGAUCAAAAAUGAAGUGGCGAGCUUUGUUGACGCGAUAAAUUUCAGUGUGGCAAGUGGCGAGGACAACUCCGCUCCGCUGAAGCCAAAGACUCCGUUCGACGAUCUUACGUCAGGGUUCCAGAACUUGCAACCGCAACCCACCGGUUUCAUGCCACAAACUAGUUUUGGCAUGCCACUACAACCGCAGAAUACUCAAGGAAUGUUGAACCCACAAUCAACUGGCUUCAUGCCCCAAACCUCUUUCAAUCAAGCAUUGCAACAACAACCUACUGGUGGGAAUUUACAAAGUCAGGCAACUGGUGGCUUUCUUCAGCAGCAGAUGACUGGGAACUUACCAGCUCAGUCAACUGGUGGGUACCUCCAGACCCAGUCAACGGGAUUCAUGCCUCAAACGUCAUUCAAUCAACCGCUUCAAUCUCAAAUCACUGGAGGCUUCAGUACCCAACCACAGAUGACUGGAACUGCAAGUCAGGCUGUACCCAUGUUAUCUGGGCAACCAACCGGCCAAUUUCCAAACACGACCUUUAAUAAUACUGCUUUUCUUCAAUCGCAGCCGACAGGCUAUCUACCCCCUUCAAACUUCAACCCAAUUGCGCCGCUCAGUGCUCAAAAGACAGGUUUUGGAAACAAUGAAAUCUACACCCAAUCCAAUUUCGACACCAAAUUUGCAGCAGACGAGUCGGAUGUCAUUACAAAUGAGGAGAAAUCGCUUUUUUACAAGAUUUUUGAUACUUAUGAUACUCAGAAGAAAGGUCUCAUGGGUUCAGGUACAGCUGUGGAAGUCUUUAGGAAGUCCGGUCUGAAUAGAAGUGAUUUGGAACAUAUUUGGAAUCUGUGUGACACUAACAAUAGUGGCCAGCUCAACAAACAAGAGUUCGCCUUGGGGAUGCAUCUUGUUUACAGAAAGCUGAAAGGUAAUGAUCUUCCUAACCGUCUUCCACUCUCCUUAAUUCCUUCGAGUACACAGAUCUUGAAUUCGGUGAAAGAUCAGCUAAAGAGUGACGCUGGUUCCACUAGAAAAGAACCCACCAAAGUUGACGGUUUUUCAUUUAAGCACAAUGAUGAUGAACUUUUACCAAGCUCUAGAAAUCGGAGAAGAACCUACAUAAGUGCUAAAGAAGCGGAAGAAAACAGGACCACAAUUGCUGACUUAAAAAAUUCGCUCAACGAAGAAGAGCUUCAGAGUGAUUUUAGGGCGCCCGGUUCGAUUCGGAGCGAGAGAACGGGUAUUAGUGACCAACAGGCGAUUGAAGACUGGAAGAGGAAGAUCAAGAAUUUGCCACAACCAUCACGCGCUUUGGUGAACCAAUCAAACAAUGGAGAAUCUUUACAGCUGAAAAGUAAGUUUGAUGCUCUUACAAGCCGUGUGCCUCAGCUUUUAGCGGAAAUAUCUGAAGUCAACAAUCAAAUCGCAAUGGCUAAGGUUGAGCUUUAUAGACAAAGAAACCCCUCUUCUCUGGUUGGUUCAGGUCUAAACGGGGAGAUAACUGACGAUGACCGCAGAAAGGCGAGAAGCAAGGCUUUGCUGGCUUCGAGAAUGGCUGCUUUGACAGGUAAAGCAGCUGCAGGCACUGAUGUUGACCAACAAGAGCACAAGUUCAACGAAGAGAUUACUAAAAUCAGAUCUGAGAAUACUACAAACCAAUCGAUCAUUAACGAUAUCCAAUCCUCAAUUUUCGAGAUAGCUGCGUCAGUGAACUCCGCUCUCGAUGGCAAAACAAGCGCUGAUGGACGACAAUACGAGAAGUGGGAACUUGGGAUUGGUGUGGAUCCUCAAGUAAGCUCUUUCAUUUCAGAGUUGAAGCCAAUGCCCUCCGCGCAAAACAUCAAGCCAACGAAAUCCAGUAGUCCAGCCGUAACCUCUACUGUUUCUUCUGCUUCGUCUAAUGUCAAGAAACAGGAUGCACCAUCGACCGGAGGUGAUAGAGCAGCUUUUCUCAAGGAGCAAGCACAAAGAAAAAUGAACGAAAGACUAGCCAAACUUGGGUUGGGAAAGGAAGAUUAUCAGCAAGGUCCAAAAGUGUAUAAACCCGAAGAGCUCAACAGAAACGAAGAAGAUGAAGAGGUGAGAAGGCUCACUGAGCAACUGGAAGCCCUCAAAUCGAAGAAAAAAGCUGAAAAAGUUGACCAGCAACAACCUGUACAAACAAAAGCACCCUCAAGUCAGACACAGGGAAGUCAGCAUCCGAUUAGUGACGUUAAAAUAGAAGCUCGGGUAAGUGGUGACUCUGAGGUUCGUUCUGAAAUCUCACCUGCAAUAGAUUAUCCGCAAAGCGCAUCUAUGGAAAAGGUAUCCGAGCAUCAUAUGGAACAUCAAAGCGCUCCGCAGUUAAGCAGAUCUGAAGCUACGCCCGAAAACAAUACCUCGUCACAGAAGAUCAACGGUAAACACAAUCCUUUUGGAAAGCCUCAUUCACAUUCUACUUCCGCUGUUCAGCCUAUUUCCUCGGCUCCAACAGGAGGAAGAAACCCUUUUUUCAAGGUAACUCCAUCGAGUACAUCAUCGUUCGAUCCAAAGGCGGCCGAGGCUCAGCGGAGAAUUCAGCGAGGCCUGGAUGACAACGAUGACGAUUGGUCUGAAGAUGAUUCACAUGGGGGCUUGCAGUCGAAAAGUGAUGCUCCAGCUCCAGUUGCUCCAGCUCCAGUUGCUCCAGCUCCAAUGGCUCCAGCUCCAGUGGCUCCAGCUCCAGUGGCUCCAGCUCCAGUGGCUCCUGUCUCCCAUAUUGCAAGUAAUUCGCCAAUUCCAAUUGCACCUCCACUACCACAAAUGGGCGGAGACUCGAACGGACCAGAUUAUAAUAAGGCACAAAGCCGCCCAGUAGCUCAACACUUGGAGGAAGAUGGCGAGCGCUCUGAUGACGACUUGUCGAUUCCGGAAUCCGUUGACUCUUUUGAUGAUGAAUAUACCGUACAAGGAGGUUCCGUUGCCCCAUCAGGCAUCCCACCUCCUCCCCCAUUACCUUGA